CUGGUUGCUGUGGAAACAGGAGAGGAGCAGGGGAGCCUGGGAAGUGGGGAUGACACAGAUAGCAAGUCCUAGUCAGAGCUGCCGCUACAUUUAGGAGAAACAGCAGUGCUUGCGGCUCCCACCCUCCAGGGGUGCUUGGGGUGAGGGGGAGGCGGUGUCAGGGGCAUGGACGCUUCCCCCCAGGGGUCUCCGCUGCCGGCUACUCUCCUCUCCACACGCUGGGUCCCUAGAUGCCUAUGGAAGGGCUCUGGGUCUCUCUCUCUCAGGGCAGAUUGCAGUCCAGAGAGCUGCUCACAGGGAAGAAUUUAAAGCAAAAUAAGGCUGUCUCCACUGUGGAAAUAACCCAGGGGAAACGGGGCUAACGCUACAGCUGCAAUAACCAGCGUCAGUCCUCAGGGAGACUUCUCAGUGGGCAUUUCCUAAGCCCCUCCAGGCCCCGCGCCGCCGCCCGGGCCGUGACCUCGCCGCCCGCGGCCACGGCCAUGGCUCAGGAGAACGCAGCCUUCUCGCCGGGCACGGAGGAGCCGCCGCGGCGCCGCGGCCGCCAGCGCUACGUGGAAAAGGACGGGCGCUGCAACGUGCAGCAGGGCAACGUGCGCGAGACGUACCGCUACCUGACCGACCUGUUCACCACGCUCGUGGACCUGCAGUGGCGCCUGAGCCUGCUCUUCUUCGUGCUGGCCUACGCGCUCACCUGGCUCUUCUUCGGCGCCAUCUGGUGGCUGAUAGCCUACGGCCGCGGCGACCUGGAGCACCUGGAGGACACAGCGUGGACCCCGUGCGUCAACAACCUCAACGGCUUCGUGGCCGCCUUUCUCUUCUCCAUCGAGACGGAGACCACCAUCGGCUACGGGCACCGCGUCAUCACCGACCAGUGCCCCGAGGGCAUCGUGCUGCUGCUGCUGCAGGCCAUCCUGGGCUCCAUGGUGAACGCCUUCAUGGUGGGCUGCAUGUUCGUCAAGAUCUCGCAGCCCAACAAGCGCGCCGCCACGCUCGUCUUCUCCUCGCACGCCGUGGUGUCGCUGCGCGACGGGCGCCUCUGCCUCAUGUUCCGGGUGGGCGACCUGCGAUCUUCGCACAUCGUUGAGGCCUCCAUCCGCGCCAAGCUCAUCCGCUCGCGCCAGACGCUGGAGGGCGAGUUCAUCCCGCUGCACCAGACCGACCUCAGCGUGGGCUUCGACACGGGCGACGACCGCCUCUUCCUCGUCUCGCCUCUCGUCAUCAGCCACGAGAUCGACGCCGCCAGUCCCUUCUGGGAGGCGUCGCGCCGCGCCCUCGAGAGGGACGACUUCGAGAUCGUGGUCAUCCUCGAGGGCAUGGUGGAAGCCACGGGAAUGACAUGCCAAGCUCGGAGCUCCUACCUGGUGGAUGAGGUGCUAUGGGGCCACCGCUUCACCUCAGUGCUGACCCUGGAGGAUGGCUUCUACGAAGUAGACUACGCCAGCUUCCACGAGACCUUUGAGGUGCCCACACCUUCAUGCAGCGCCCGGGAGCUGGCUGAGGCCGCGGCCCGACUGGAUGCCCAUCUCUACUGGUCCAUCCCCAGCCGGCUGGACGAGAAGGUGGAGGAGGAGGGGGCUGGAGAGGGGGCUGGAGAGGAGGCGGGAGAGGAGGCAGGAGAGGGGGCCGGCGAAGGGGCUGGGGUUGACAAAGAGCAGAAUGGCUGCCUGCCACCCCCAGAGAGUGAGUCCAAGGUAUGACCAAAUUCCUCCAGACCCCUGUGGCAGGGCCAGACACAGGUACCUGGGGAGCUGAAUAUCAUAGGUGGAGAAGGAGUCCGGCAAGGUCCCUAUGAAUGCACCAAAGCUGGAGAGCCCCCUCAGAAUCUCAGGUCUGGGAUCCAACUUGGACAGGAGAGAUCCUGAUUUCAGGAGAAUGGAGGGUGGGGAUGGGUGAACUUACCCAGCCUGUCUGUGACCUUCCUGUCUGUUCAUGGGUGGAUGCGUGGACAGAAGGAUGGACCUGUGUGAGCCGGAUGAGAAGAUGGAAGCAGAGAGAGACAGUCAGUAGAUAGAUAAAUGGGCUGACAGGCUGGUGGAGCGCUCAGGGCUGCCGCUAACUCACAGAGCAUCUUUGUGCAAAUUCUAAAAAGGCACCCUUUUCCUCUAGACUGACACCACCCUAAACCAGGGUGCACGGUUUGGGGAGCAGAUGUGGGCUGCAUUUUAGUC
Bubalus bubalis (water buffalo) is the source of this 2171-nucleotide messenger RNA. It is a transcript of the gene KCNJ9, whose product is annotated as potassium inwardly rectifying channel subfamily J member 9. Gene Ontology annotation, cellular component: plasma membrane. Gene Ontology annotation, biological process: potassium ion import across plasma membrane; regulation of monoatomic ion transmembrane transport. Bases 483 to 1700 code for a protein of 405 amino acids. NCBI's taxonomy places the organism in Eukaryota, Metazoa, Chordata, Mammalia, Artiodactyla, Bovidae. Gene Ontology annotation, molecular function: G-protein activated inward rectifier potassium channel activity. The record is from RefSeq and is a predicted model, not a curated record. The transcript has 5 exons.